GGAUAGAGUGCGUAUUUUAAGAGCUGCGCUACCUUGUUACUUAACAGACAUUGGAAGCCCGUAAGCGUAAUACUGUUGUCCUAGGGCUUCUCAUAUAUAAACAGGAAUUUCGUAACGAUACUACUUCAUUGUAGCGAGCGGACAAGAAUGAAUUCUAUUUGGCACUAAGAAUUGCCUCGUCCAAAACAAAGAGACAAUGUUUGAAGAGAAGGGACUAGCUAAGAGAAGAGGAACACAUACAGUUAACACAAACCAUAUUUUCACUAUUAUCCAGAAAACUGUGGUGUAGCCGACACUGCAGUCAACUUUCUAUGUCAUAUGAGUUCACAGUAUUCUUCAUGAUAAAAGCUUAACGUUCAGUAAAUAUUACUAAAAGACAGAAAUUUUAAAGUAGUAAUCCUCUUCAAUACCGGGUUUGUUGGUAUGUUCAUAAUGCUGAUACUAAUACGGAUUCUUUUAUUUCCCUAAAUUAUAAAUGUUGGUUAGUGAAUCUGUCGUGGUACAAUACUAACCACCGCUUUAUGUUCACCAUCCUGUAUGUUACGUUCUCAUUCAUUUUGCCCUUAUUAUUAAACUUUUUAUUCUGUUACACAAUAGUUUUUACGAUAUAUUUUUUAGGGUACUUAUGCUGUCGGUCACAAUCUCGGGUAAACUUUCUGUGAGGACUUGUAAUGAUUGAUAAAAAAUGUGUUAACUUCUGUUAUAAAUAUCUUGAUAAAGUUGUGCGUCUUUGCCAACAACCGAAAUUGAACUUGAAACCUAGUCCACCUUAUAUUUUGGAUACAAUUCCAGAUAUAUACGAAAAGCUACAAAGAAUAACUGCAAACUACGAAGAAAACUAUGAUGCACUUUCUAAAAUAGAAUACUUUCAAAUAUACAUUUCGACGUUGAUCGAUAAGUGCAAGCAAACUAUUAAUCUUUUCAAAAAUUCCAAAGAGAAAAUCUUCGACAUCAACUCGGAUGCACGGUUUCGUCUGAUUAAGUUAUCACUAGUAUAUUCACAUCUGCUUAACGAUUUGGAAGCCCUUUUUCCACAUAAUACUUUCGAUUCGUUGAGUUUUCGUAUAACGAAGCCUAAUGCAGCUCAAUGGUGGUCGAGUAAUUUUGGGGAUAGUGUAGUUGUUUCUUGGCAAUUAUUCAAGGAUUCGUUAAUUCAAACAUUCAGCAUAGAUUCUGAUACUCAGCUGUUGGCUCUCCAAACUACUAUAGACAUAACUUGUAAUGAUUACGUAUCUAUCUUCGAGUUCGAUGUAUUUACCAGAUUGUUUCAACCGUGGAACAAUAUACUGGAGACCUGGAAGGCAUUAGCUAUCCUCCAUCCAGGUUACAUGGCGUUCAUGACAUAUGAUCAAGUUAAAUGUGUUCUGAAACGUUACUGCACUCACCCUGGUCCGGGAACAUACAUAUUUCGACUAUCAUGUACUAAACUAGGUCAGUGGGCUAUUGGAUACAUUACACAAGAACUAAAAAUCGUACAAACUAUUAUACAAAAUAAAUCCUUGACGCAGGCGUUAGUUGAUGGAGAAAGAGAAGGAUUUUAUUUGUACCCAAACGGUAAACCCAGUCCUACUACAUUGCUUUAUCACUUGACACAUAAUCUCCUGCAGGUUCACUUGCAAGUAACAAAGGAACAGUAUCAGCUUUAUUGUGAAAUGGGUUCAACCUUUGAAUUAUGUAAGAUAUGCGAUGAGAAUAAUAAAGAUACGCGACUCGAACCCUGUGGUCAUUUGAUUUGUAAGAACUGCUUACUUAAUUGUCAAUCCACAGGCAAUGGUCUAGCUUGCCCAUUUUGCCGCUUGGUAAUAAAAGGCACUGAAGAUAUUAUUGUUGAUCCUUACAAACCGUCAAGCAACUCUGGAAAACUAAGUUCCCAACCCAGUGAUUCCGUAGUAAUUUAUCAUCAAACAGCGUUUUUUCAAGAACUAGCUAACGACCCUUCGGAUUUACCUUCAUGUAGCCGAAAAAUUUGCACACCGGAUUCUUUAUCUAUGAGACCGCCACCUAUACCGCCAAGAAACUUUUCUCUAACAUCUACCAUAGAUAAUGCCAUAAGUCACAACAAUGAAUGUCCAGCUAGCUGCCACACUGCUACUUCAACGAACUACGGAUUCGGAAUUUCCUCACUUCUCUCAGAUUCUAAUGAGAACAUUCGAUUAGCGAAUCCUGAUACAUUCGUGGUAAACGAUACGCUUUUACAUUCGUUUGAUGACUGUAGUGUUAAUAGAUGGUUAUGCUCUAAAGAGAAUAGUCCUCUGUUACCUGCGCAAGUUAUUUCCCAGGCGGAUACAGAAAAUGUCAGUCGUCAAAUGGAUUUAAAUUACGCCCAAUUAGAUUUAAACAAAUCAGAUUCCGACGACGAAUUAGAGGCUAGUUUAGCCUCUGAUGUAAAAGGCGAAAUCCGAGAUAAGCAAGAUGAUAUCAAACCAUCUACACAACAGGACAUGAGUACAAACCCAAAUCUCAUUUGUGAAUCUCUGUCAGAUGUUAGAAACCACAGAAACUGUUCUCCAGGUAGUUUUUCUAAUAGAAAUAUGAUUGCCUCCGGUACAUUACAGUGUAACCUCACUGAAUGUCAAGCGAAAUCUGUGGAUGAAAAUGUAAGGCAGUUAGUUAACUCGCACCCUGAAAUGACUGAAGCGACAGCUACACUACUGCUCACUUUGACAGAAAACCGUUUAUAUAUGUCACAUGAGAUCUGGAAGCAUUUUAUGCCUCGCGUUUAGAGGCGUUUAAACACUUGUUGGUAAUAAUAUGGUUAAUGUUAUCUUAGAGAUACUGCAAUGGGCCCAACGUUAAAAUUACUUUGUAUUUUUUUAUUUCUUACUUGAAUUAUACUGGUAAUGUUUAUUGUUCCGCAAAGUUUGGCUGACUUUUCCAUCUAAUUUUCGUGCUUUCAUGUUGACACUGCAGAUAGUGUUUACCUAACUCCUAUGUUGUAUAAUUUCUUUUGCUAAAACAUGAUUUUAACAACGAAUGAUAUGAUAUUCUAUUGAUAGUGUGCACUAUAUUUGAUUUAACUUUGAAAGCUCUUUCCUCCCAUAUGAUUAAAUUUGAUUAGGUAUGAGGAUCAUCGGCAAACAUCAUCCCGAAUUUCCAUUUACUCUUAGGGCCUUCACUAGUUGGG
Molecule: messenger RNA, 3124 nt
Organism: Schistosoma turkestanicum
Lineage: Eukaryota; Metazoa; Platyhelminthes; Trematoda; Strigeidida; Schistosomatidae
Source: the annotation of a GenBank genome assembly